ACUUACACCAGCAUACACCGCCAGCGCGCCGAUCGCGUGAUAUAUAGUAGCGGCGCGCCCAUAAUGCUUUUGUCGCUGUUUCAAUAAAAGGCCAACAAUUUUCACCAUGUUAAUUCUACGACGCGAUGCAGCUUUCGAACGCUCGACAGGACAAGUAUCUUGUGACUUGGAAGAUCUAACAAGAGAAAGAGAAAGGCAAGAUCUCAUGAAGCUGCCUGUCGGGCUCAUGCCAGAAUCGGCCUUUCGCCUCCUCACCCUAUUUUACAAAACAUAUAAUGAAAAAGUAAACGACUGGGCCAGACAAAGAAGUUUCAAUAUUAAGAAACCCGUCUACCUCGGGCCCCAGAUAUUAUUGCUUCAAUCAGGGGAUGUCCAGCUUCAAGAUGAUCGGAUUUCAGUUGUGAUUUUCAUUCCCAGGCCCAAGUCCACGCAGGACAAAGAAGGUACUGUGGUUGCUGACGAGGAAAUAACCAUGAGAACCAAGUCCUUAGGUUCGCAGAAAUUCAGCGUCUCGAUUCAAUCUCCUAUAGGCGGGCCGGUGUUUGCUAGAUCUUCUAACGAGUUCGAAGUAGGCGAUAUAGUCAUUCUUGAGGGAGGGGAGCGCCUAUCAUGGAGGGAUAAUGGUGGCCUACCAGAGAGGAAUAAGGAUGUAUGUAUGCUUUGCGCUCUCCAUCAGACAAACAAGGUUGCCCCCGAGAAGAAAGAUACCAAUUAA
This is a messenger RNA of Fusarium oxysporum Fo47, 715 nucleotides long. RefSeq lists its product as uncharacterized. Lineage: Eukaryota; Fungi; Ascomycota; Sordariomycetes; Hypocreales; Nectriaceae. The transcript has 2 exons. The coding region runs from base 107 to 715 and encodes 202 amino acids. The record is from RefSeq and is a predicted model, not a curated record.